Molecule: messenger RNA, 780 nt
Organism: Diaporthe amygdali
Lineage: Eukaryota; Fungi; Ascomycota; Sordariomycetes; Diaporthales; Diaporthaceae
Exons: 1
Coding region: 1-780 (259 amino acids)
Source: RefSeq, a predicted model, not a curated record
AUGCUGCAAGCAGCUUUCCUGUUCGUGAUCAUGGCCUCAGCUUCAAGUGUCCCGUCCCCAGAAAACCUAGGCCUUGUCGUAGCUCGAUUCAAGGAAUCACUCGAGCCAUGGGCACCUGUGGCCAACAACACGUACCUGUACUCCAAGGGUGGCAUUGAACAGGAGAACGAUACCGUAUCUCACGACCUCUUUCGGAGAUACACCAACUUGCCCAACGUUGGACGCGAAGGGCAAACAUACUUGAUACACAUCGUCAACAACUACAACAGCCUAGAAGACAUCAUGAUCUUCACCCAAGCUAGCCCUUUCGACUUGACAGGCCCAGUCGUCAACAACGUCGACGAGAUGGUCGCUGCAGCGCUACAGGUGCCCAUCGACGACGCAACGCCGUUCAAUAAGCAGAAGCUGUUCCGCGACGAGGACGACUGGGAGGAGAUCAACUGGACCGCGGCCGAGGAGAAGCCGUGGAUCACCGAGAACCAGCUCAAGACACUGGUGAGGGCCAACUAUACUCCUGCGGAAUUCUGGCAAUUUGUACUUGAGGAGGAGCACCCACCCGCGAUUCGGGCAAUGCACGGGGGAAUCUUUGCUGUCAGGCGUGAGACCAUCCAGUGUCGGCCAGUCGAAGUGUACGAGCGGGCACUGCAGAGGUUUGAAGAAGCGAACGCGACCAAUCCCGAGGUUGGUUUCUAUUGGGAGAGGAUGUGGGCACCGGUCUUCUCCAAGCGAUACUGGACCUAUCACCCUAUCAAUGAGAGCACUAACCCCUUUCGGAGGUGA